Messenger RNA from Phoenix dactylifera (date palm), 1877 nucleotides. RefSeq names its product protein PHLOEM PROTEIN 2-LIKE A10. The record is from RefSeq and is a predicted model, not a curated record. Lineage: Eukaryota; Viridiplantae; Streptophyta; Magnoliopsida; Arecales; Arecaceae.
UAACGACUUUAAUAUAUCUGAAGGAACCAUUAUAUUUCCCGCUGGAAAAGCCGUUCCAUUUCGCAACCAUCCUCCGCCCUCCGCUCUUUGCGACGGCCGCUGAUCUCGAGAACCCCAACCCUCCCAUGCCCGAAAUUCUAGGUCCCAAUACCAAAACCCUAGGCUAAUCCCUAUCGAUCCCUCCCCCUAUGGCUCUCCGAUUCGGGGACUCGGUGCUGGAUUUCUCCAGGCGACGCCGGCGGUGGUUCCUCCUCCUCGCCGCCGCCGGAAUCUCGAGCUACGGCGCCUAUCGAGUCUACCACCUCCCGUCCGUCUCCAGGAAGCGCCAGAAGCUCGCCAGUAUCCUCAGAGCCCUGAUCUCCGUCGCCGCGGCGGCGUCCUCCGCUGCCGAGACCGUCAAUCUCGUCUCCGCCGACUUGAACCUGUUUCUUCGGUCCGAUUCCGACGGGAUCCCCACCAGCUUGAGGCAAAUCUCCAAGAUCGCCAGGUCGGAGGAGUUCUCCGGCUCGAUUUCUCGGGUUUCCGAGGCGCUCACCGUCGGGAUUAUCCGAGGGUUCGCGAAGGCUGAGAGCACUGAAUUGGAGCCGCGGAGAAGCUCUUCUACCUUCUCCAAUCGCCUUCUCGAUAAGCUCUUGUCCAACGCCGGAUCCGGCUUCGCCUCCGUGGUGGUCGGGAGCUUCGCGAGGAACCUGGUGCUUGGAUUCUACUCCAAGGAGUCCGCCGGCGAAUUGGGGAAUCGGACGGCUGGGGUUUCAGGGUUGGAUUCGGAGUCGCCGGCGGUGCCGGAGUGGGUCCAGUUGAUUUGCGGCGACAAGUGCCGGGAGCUGAUUGCCGAUUGUAUUCAGCUGUUUGCGAGCACGGUGGUGACGGUGUACCUUGAGAAGACGAUGGCGAUCAAUGCCUACGAUGAGAUCUUCUCCGCCCUCACCAAUCCGAAGCAUGAGGCCAAGGUGAAGGAUGUCUUGGUCUCUGUUUGCAAUGGCGCCGUGGAAUCUCUAGUCAAGACUUCGCAUCAGGUGAUGACCACCUCGAGCUCGAACUCAAGCUCAAACUCCCCUGUGGCCGGACUGGAAGCUGUUGAUAAAAAAGACGAAGUCUGUAACGAAAAAGGUAGGAAAUCUUCGUUGCAUAAGAAGCUAAAGGGUGAUGGUGGGUGGGUCGACCAUGUUUCAUCCACAUUGGCAGUUCCGAGCAACAGGAGACUUGUUCUCGAUGUCACGGGGAGAGUGACCUUUGAGACAGUGAGGUCUUUUCUUGAAUUCCUGCUAUUGAAGCUCUACGAUGGAGCGAGGAGCAGUGUCAGUGUUGUCCGUGAAGAGGUGGUGGAGAGGGGUUUGGAAGUAGUGAGGUAUGUCAGUGCCAAGUCCAUGUCGAUAUUUACAAUGUGUCUAGCCUUGUGCUUGCAUGUGUCGAUCGGUACGAGGCUUUUGAUGCCAGCUUAAGCGGGAUGCAAUUGUCUUGCCAAGUGAGCUCCAGUUGUUGUUGUAUGUAAGAAUUCUCUCUUAUUGCUUCAAGUAGACUACAAUUCCACGUUGCAGGGAGGAAAGAAAAUUUAGUUUAUAGAGGUUACUGAUAAUUACCGUUAUCAAAAAAAAUCUGGUUGUCCACAUGUAUUGAAUUGCUGAUGCACAAAUGUAUUGAAUGCGCUAAAAUUUUUUGUGAUUUCUGGUCCUGAUCAUAAUAGUGUUUGUUGGGUUUUAUGGGAAAAAGGGGCUGAUGUUGUUUACACGAAAUGGGACCCUGUAUGUGUAAAUGGGCAUAUAAGUGACAAAAUUUAAGGGGACCUGACAAAAGAAAAAUUGUGCUCUAGGAGUUUCAUGAAGAUUGAUAAUACACUAUGUAUUGAACUUUGAAAGUUACUUACUAUUUGUGUUUCA